Molecule: messenger RNA, 865 nt
Organism: Microbotryum saponariae
Lineage: Eukaryota; Fungi; Basidiomycota; Microbotryomycetes; Microbotryales; Microbotryaceae
Source: the annotation of a GenBank genome assembly
AUGAUGGAGGUGAGUCAUAACCUUCGGGACGCCUUUCGCGGAGGGUCCGACCUGACCCCUGAUUCGUCCGCAGCUACCUACCGCCGUUCUUGCACUGUCCAUGCUUGUCCCGCGCACACGAUCCGACCUCGUCUUCACUUCCCUGUUCUUCCUGACCCGCAUUCUCUACCACGUCGUCCUCAUCGCUGUCUACGCGUCCAAACAUGGUGUCGCAUACUCGUCCGGUCUCGAUAUAGUCGAUCCGACGUACAUCCCUCUGAUUGGGCUGAUCCUCGCCGCCCCUCUGCACGUGUCUUGGUUUUCUUCGGCUCUACUGGGGAUGCUGAAGAGGAGGAGAAAGGCUCGUUCCGUUGCGGUGCUGCCUGCAACCGCGACCAGCGCUGUCGACCAAUCCCGCACCUCAAUUACAGAAGCCACAAAAGCCGAAGCCCUCACCGCACCCAAAGUUGUUGCUCAACGAACCAAGCUGGUCUCUCUCGCCUCGUCCUACCUCUCGAGUCCUCGCCCUUUCCUCCACGUACGCACCCCUCUCCCGAACCCAAUCGCAUCGACUCGACCUCUCCCCUCCCCUUCCCGCCGUCAUCUCCUCGAGCAAGAAGUCCGCGACUUCUUCCUCCAAGCCCGGCGGGACCUCUUACCCCUCGGAGCCCAAAAUUGGCUACAAAGGGACGAGAACGAUAUUCUGAAAGCCCAAGUCUUGGGACCCAGUUUGAAUUUGGUGAGGUUGAGGGCGGGGAGGUUGAGCGCUACGGGUGGGGCGGAUGUGAGGAGGAUUGGGGGAAAGGUUAGGAGGAGCUUAUUGGACGGAAGCGGGUUGCCUUUGGGAUUGGGCCGGGGGGUGAGGAGAACCACGGAGACGGCUUGA